UCGACAAUUCUCCAUUGAACCUGUUUUGAAGACAGUGUUUUUUACAAUUACAUGGUUUACAAAUGAAACAAACUUAUAUUUGGGGUUCUGAUGGGAUAUGACAGUUGAAAUGAGCACAGGAAGUAUUUAAAUUCUUAAAUUAUAUUCAUCAAGAAACAAUUACUACAUUGAAUUCAUUAAAGUUAAAAAGUAUGUACCGAUCUCAGAUUUCCCCUUUAAAUGUAGAAAUACAUGUUUAUUUUAAUAAUUUUUUUUGCUCUGCAUAUUUUUCAGAUUCCUCAAAUCUAGUAGCCACAAUGCCAUCACUUUCCCCUCCACUGGACUGUGGCUUCAAUGAAGAUACCAUAAAUAUGACUAUAACAAGUCUCUACUUUCUGUCGUUCAUCCCGGCCCUCAUCAUCAAUGGGGUAGCAGCCUGGGUCUGCAUGCACCUUCGGUCAACGUCCACCUUCAUGGUGUAUCUGAAGAACCUUCUGGCCGCUGACCUUCUCAUGACCCUGACCAUCCCUCUCAAAGCAGCCAAUAUCCUGCCCAGUGCUCCUCUGGCUCUGAAGGCCUUUUCCUGUCGCUACUCUGAUGUUAUUUUCUAUCUCUGUAUGUACAUGAGCAUCAUUCUAUUGGGCCUCAUCAGUCUGGACCGCUUCUUCAAGAUCAUCAGGCCCUGUGGCAGGUUGUUGGGUCAGAACCUGGUCUUUGGCAAAGUGCUGUCUGCCUCUAUCUGGGUGGUGCUGUUGGCCACUGAUGUCAUUCCAACCAUGAUCCUGACCAAUCAGGAUCCCACCAACAAGACUAAUGAAGCCUGUAUGGAAAUGAAGAGCGAAGCAGGACACGGUUUGCAUAGAGGCGUGGUCAUAUUCAACAACUCAAUCUUCUGGGUGGUGUGUGUUCUUAUUUGCUUCUGCUACAUAUGCAUAGCAAGGAAGGUUUUUAAAUCAUACAGGAAAUCAGGAAGCAGCAAUGACGAGGGGAGGCAUAAGACUAACGUGCGGGUGUUUUUGGUUCUGGUGGUUUUCUUGGUGUGUUUUGGCCCCUACCAUGCCAUACGCAUCCCCUACACCCAGCUUCAGGUUACCCAAACAACCAGCUGCGCUAAGGCUACCUUCCGGAUCUCUAAAAAGAUCACCUUGUGGAUGUCAGCCAUGAACGUCUGUCUGGACCCUCUCAUCUACUUCUUCCUCUGUAAGACCUUCAGAACCACCCUGUUCAAGACCCUCCGUCUCCCACCUGGGACCUGCUGCUGGCUCACUGGGAGAGGGUCCGAUCCCAACACAGCGGAGGAUCAGACCCAAACACAGGAGACUCCCCUGGGAGACUCAAAUCAAAUCAAAUCGAAUGUUAUUUGUCACAUGCACCGAAUACUACAGGUGUAGACCUUACAUUGAAAUGCUUACUUACAAGC
Molecule: messenger RNA, 1399 nt
Organism: Oncorhynchus mykiss (rainbow trout)
Lineage: Eukaryota; Metazoa; Chordata; Actinopteri; Salmoniformes; Salmonidae
Product: P2Y purinoceptor 13-like
Biological process (GO): G protein-coupled receptor signaling pathway; negative regulation of adenylate cyclase activity
Cellular component (GO): membrane
Molecular function (GO): G protein-coupled purinergic nucleotide receptor activity
Source: RefSeq, a predicted model, not a curated record